Megalops cyprinoides (Indo-Pacific tarpon) is the source of this 5709-nucleotide messenger RNA. RefSeq names its product protocadherin Fat 4-like. NCBI's taxonomy places the organism in Eukaryota, Metazoa, Chordata, Actinopteri, Elopiformes, Megalopidae. The transcript has 3 exons. The coding region runs from base 1 to 5709 and encodes 1902 amino acids. Gene Ontology annotation, biological process: homophilic cell-cell adhesion. The record is from RefSeq and is a predicted model, not a curated record. Gene Ontology annotation, molecular function: calcium ion binding. Gene Ontology annotation, cellular component: plasma membrane.
AUGAUGCUCGGUUCGGACCUAAGAGAUUCGGAGGUGUGUUUUACACUCAUCCUGGUGUCUUUGUUUGGGGAGCUGGUUUCCGGGCAGAUUCUCUACACUGUGUCGGAGGAGGUAAAGACGGGCACGUCGGUUGGAAAUAUAGCCAAAGAUAUCGGUCUUGGCGCCUCGGAGCUGGGCGCUCGUGGGUUUCGGAUUGCGUCGGGGUCGAAGAAGCAGUAUUUCGGGGUUAACUUGGACACUGGGAUUCUGUUUGUGAAGGAGCGGGUUGACAGAGAGGAGCUGUGUCCGGGCGCGGCCUCCUGCGCAGUGAAUGUGGAGGCCAUCGUGAGCGACCCGCUGCAGCUGUACCGGGUGCAGAUCAAUGUGCUGGACAUUAAUGAUAAUUCGCCCGUGUUUCCUGUCUCCUCCGUACAGCUUAACAUUUCUGAACUUACAGUGCCUGGUACUCGAUUCCCGUUGGAGAGUGCAUAUGACCCGGAUGUAGGCGUAAACUCAGUUAAAACGUACAAAUUAAAGGCAAACGAUUUUUUCGCUUUGGACGUGCAAACACACAGCGAAAGGUCCGUGCCUGUAGAGCUGGUGCUGCAGAAGACUCUAGAUAGAGAGAAAACUCCCCUCCUGCAUCUGCAGGUCGUCGCUGUGGAUGGAGGCUCCCCCCCCAGAUCAGAAACCUUAAUGAUUGACGUUCAUGUUUUAGAUGCCAAUGACAACGCUCCGGUUUUUAACAGGUCGGUCUAUAAAGUAUCCAUACCCGAAAAUACGCCGGCUGGGACAGUUAUUACACGCCUGCUAGCGACAGACCUGGAUGAAGGCUUCAAUGGUGAGGUGUCUUACUCAUUCAGUAGCCGUAUUCCCCACAAUAUUCUAGAUACGUUUGAAAUAGACGCCGAAACGGGGGACGUAAAAGUGAAAGGAGAUGUUGAUUUUGAGGAUUAUGCUGCUUUUGAAAUCCGAGUCCAAGUAACUGACAAGGGGCAUAUGCCGAUGACUGGACAUUGUAAACUGUUAGUGGAAGUCCUGGACGUCAACGACAAUCCACCCGCGGUCACCGUGACGUCACUUCUGAGCCCGGUUGCGGAGAGCGCAAGUAGAGGCACCGUGAUCGCGCUGAUGACCGUGUCGGAUGAGGACGGGGGCAAAAACGGCGUGGUACACUGUCAGCUCGCAGGGUCAAGUCCCUUCAAGCUUCAGUCCUCCUUCCAGAACUAUUACUCUUUAAUCUUAGACGGGACACUCGAUCGAGAGAGAGAUUCAGAGUACAACGUGACAGUUAUAGCAAAGGACGAAGGAAACCCUCCGCUAUCCAGCAGCCAUGUCAUUACAGUGCAGGUUUCUGACGUGAACGACAAUGCGCCGCAGUUCGCAAAUCCCGCCGCGCAGGUCUAUUUAAAGGAAAACAGUGCAGUUGGUUCCGUUAUAUACACAGUGUCAGCCUUUGACCCCGACUUAAAGGAAAACGCUCAAGUAACUUACUCUUUGCCCCAGAAUACAUUCAAUGGUGUCCCUGUGUCUUCUCUUUUAAAUGUGAACUCUUUAACCGGUGAAAUCUACAGCCUGCAGUCUUUUAACUACGAGGAAGUAAAAACGCUGCAGUUUCAAGUUCAGGCCACAGACUCUGGUGUCCCUCCACUGAGCAGCAACGCGACUGUGAACGUUUUCAUCCUGGAUGAGAAUGACAACAGUCCUGGGGUUCUCCCGCCCUAUUCUGACCAGGGCUCGGUUAAUGCUGAGAACAUUCCGUAUUCUGCUGAAGCGGGCUACUUUGUGGCCAAGAUCAGGGCUGUAGACGCAGACUCUGGCUACAACGCGCUGCUUUCUUAUCACAUGGCCGAACCCAAGGGAAGCAGUCUCUUCCGAAUCGGCAGCAGCAGCGGGGAAAUCAGGACUAAGAGGCGGAUGAGUGACAAUGACUUGAAGACGCACCCGUUGGUUAUUGUGGUUUCUGACCACGGAGAACCUUCGCUGUCGGCGACUGUGUCUAUUGAUGUUGUGGUUGUUGAAAGUACCGGUGAAAUCCAGACAUCGUUCCGACAGCUGCCGGUGAAGGAGGAGAGUUUCUCCGAUUUGAACCUGUAUUUGCUGAUCGGCAUUAUUUCGGUGUCAGUUAUAUUUUUACUGAGCCUGAUUAGUUUAGUAGCUGUAAAAUGCCACAGGACAGACGGCGGUUUGAGUAUACACAGCGCCCCAGUGAUCACCACACACCCUGACGGGAGCUGGUCUUACGCUAAAUCUACUCAGCAGUAUGACGUGUGUUUUAGCUCAGACACACUGAAGAGUGACGUUGUGGUUUUCCCCGCGCCGUUUCCGCCUGCGGAUGCGGAACUGAUCAGUAUUAAUGGAGGGGACACUUUUAAACGGAACCACACGCUUCCCAACAGCGAGAAGGUAAGAAUCAGCUUUUCAUCUCUUUAUCUGCAAAACCUGAACGCUUAUACACACCUGUUUCACCUGGGAGUAGAGAGCGCUUCUCAGUACAACGUCACCAUCACAGCUACAGAUGAAGGGACUCCGCCUCUCUCCAGCACCAGCGUUAUUACUGUACACGUUUCUGAUGUGAACGACAACGCGCCGCGCUUUGCAGAGCCCGUGAUUAAUGUGUAUGUGAAAGAAAACGGCCAGGUGGGCUCUGUGAUUCACACCGUAUCUGCCUUUGAUCCGGAUUUAGACGACAACGCCAAAGUGACUUAUUCUUUACUGGGGAGUUCUGGCAAAGGCGCGCCCCCGUCAUCAGCCGUCAACGUGAACUCUGUGAGUGGAGAAAUCUACAGCCUGCAGUCUUUUAACUACGAGGAAGUAAAAACGCUGCAGUUUCAAGUUCAGGCCACAGACUCUGGUGUCCCUCCACUGAGCAGCAACGCGACUGUGAACGUUUUCAUCCUGGAUGAGAAUGACAACAGUCCUGGGGUUCUCCCUCCCUAUUCUGACCAGGGCUCGGUUAAUGCUGAGAACAUUCCGUAUUCUGCUGAAGCGGGCUACUUUGUGGCCAAGAUCAGGGCUGUAGACGCAGACUCUGGCUACAACGCGCUGCUUUCUUAUCACAUGGCCGAACCCAAGGGAAGCAGUCUCUUCCGAAUCGGAAGCAGCAGCGGGGAAAUCAGGACUAAGAGGCGGAUGAGUGACAAUGACUUGAAGACGCACCCGUUGGUUAUUGUGGUUUCUGACCACGGAGAACCUUCGCUGUCGGCGACUGUGUCUAUUGAUGUUGUGGUUGUUGAAAUCAGGAUGAGCGCUAUAAUGGCUUUUUGGGAACAGACAGGACUUGUGUGGAUACAGUUUAUCGCCCUGUUUUAUCUUUUAAGAUGGUCUUCCGCACAGACUGUUUAUUCCGUAUCGGAGGAGGUGGACAAAGGAACGUUUGUGGGAAAUAUCGCCAAGGAUCUAAAUCUGAACGUGCAAGACCUGGAGUCGCGUGGGCUUCGGAUUGUAACCGGCUCUAAUAAGAGAUAUUUCGAGGUAAAUCUGAAAACAGGAAUUCUGUAUGUUAAUGAGAGAAUAGACAGAGAGGCGCUGUGUCCCAAUCUGGCAAAGUGCUCUUUAAACAUAGAGGCCAUAUUGAAUCACCCAAUGCAACUUUAUCGUGUUGAAAUUAAUAUUUUAGAUAUCAAUGAUAAUGCGCCGUUAUUCCUGGAUAGAUCACGAAUUUUGCAUAUUCCAGAAUCAUCGGCUCCCGGAGAAAGGUUUCCUCUGCCUAUAGCUAAUGACCCCGAUGUUGGCAGUAAUUCGGUAAAGAGCUACAAGCUGAGUCCGAAUGAGCACUUCUCCCUGGAUGUACAGAGCGGUGGAGAGCAGAGUGUAUCUGCUGAGUUGGUGCUGCAGAAAGCUUUAGACCGAGAGAAACAGCCUGUGAUUCAGCUCCUGCUGACUGCUGUUGACGGAGGAAAACCUCCCAGAUCCGGGACUUUGCAGAUCACUGUUAGUAUAAUAGAUGUGAACGACAAUGCCCCCAUAUUUAGCAGCUCAUUGUAUAAAGUUCGUGUGUCUGAGAAUGUUCCUUUUGGAACAACAAUACUCACCCUCAAUGCCACAGACUUAGACGAAGGAGUAAACGGCGAGAUUUUAUAUUCUAUAGUGGAACGAGGGGGUCUGGAUCCUGUUGAUGUUUUUGAUAUUGAUCCGAUAACAGGAGAAAUUACACUGAAGGGGAGUUUAGAUUACGAAGAAAGCGCAGCAUAUGAAAUCCGCGCGCAGGCGACCGACCGAGGGCAUUCUCCACGCAGUACUCACUGCAAAGUGUUAGUCGAAGUUGUUGAUGUGAACGACAAUGCGCCAGAGAUCUCUGUAACGUCGCUAAUGAGCCCGGUUAAGGAAGACGCUCAAACUGGUACAGUGGUGGCUUUGAUAACAGUAUCAGAUAAAGACGGCGGUAAAAAUGGAUUUGUGAAAUGUAAUCUCGCUGGUUUUGCUCCUUUCAAACUGCAGUCCUCCUAUAAGAACUAUUACUCUUUAGUGGUUGACGGGCCGCUGGACAGAGAGCGCGCUUCUCAGUACAACGUCACCAUCACAGCUACAGAUGAAGGGACUCCGCCUCUCUCCAGCACCAGCGUUAUUACUGUACACGUUUCUGAUGUGAACGACAACGCGCCGCGCUUUGCAGAGCCCGUGAUUAAUGUGUAUGUGAAAGAAAACGGCCAGGUGGGCUCUGUGAUUCACACCGUAUCUGCCUUUGACCCGGAUUUAAACGACAACGCCAAAGUGACUUAUUCUUUACUGGGGAGUUCUGACAAAGGUGCGCCCCCGUCAUCAGCCGUCAACGUGAACUCUGUGAGUGGAGAAAUCUACAGCCUGCAGUCUUUUAACUACGAGGAAGUAAAAACGCUGCAGUUUCAGGUUCAGGCCACAGACUCUGGUGCCCCCCCACUGAGCAGCAACGCGACUGUGAACGUUUUCAUCCUGGAUGAGAAUGACAACAGUCCUGGGGUUCUCCCGCCCUAUUCUGACCAGGGCUCGGUUAAUGCUGAGAACAUUCCGUAUUCUGCUGAAGCGGGCUACUUUGUGGCCAAGAUCAGGGCUGUAGACGCAGACUCUGGCUACAACGCGCUGCUUUCUUAUCACAUGGCCGAACCCAAGGGAAGCAGUCUCUUCCGAAUCGGAAGCAGCAGCGGGGAAAUCAGGACUAAGAGGCGGAUGAGUGACAAUGACUUGAAGACGCACCCGUUGGUUAUUGUGGUUUCUGACCACGGAGAACCUUCGCUGUCGGCGACUGUGUCUAUUGAUGUUGUGGUUGUUGAAAGUACCGGUGAAAUCCAGACAUCGUUCCGACAGCUGCCGGUGAAGGAGGAGAGUUUCUCCGAUUUGAACCUGUAUUUGCUGAUCGGCAUUAUUUCGGUGACAGUUAUAUUUUUACUGAGCCUGAUUAGUUUAGUAGCUGUAAAAUGCCACAGGACAGACGGCGGUUUGAGUAUACACAGCGCCCCAGUGAUCACCACACACCCUGACGGGAGCUGGUCUUACGCUAAAUCUACUCAGCAGUAUGACGUGUGUUUUAGCUCAGACACACUGAAGAGUGACGUUGUGGUUUUCCCCGCGCCGUUUCCGCCUGCGGAUGCGGAACUGAUCAGUAUUAAUGGAGGGGACACUUUUAAACGGAACCACACGCUUCCCAACAGCGAGAAGGUAAGAAUCAGCUUUUCAUCUCUUUAUCUGCAAAACCUGAACGCUUAUACACACCUGUUUCACCUGGGAGUGUCAGUUAAAAUACGCUAUUUGUAA